AUGUUGAAGAUCUGGUCGAUGAAACAGCAGCAGCAGCAGGCUGAAAAUGCCGAAGGUGCUGCUGGGAAGAAAAAGAAGAAGGUCACCGCCGCGCAACUGCGCGUGCAACGAGACCUUCAGGAACUAACGCUCGGCAAUACUAUGAAGAUGUCCUUUCCCAACCCCGACGAUAUCCUGAACUUCACGUUAACCAUCGAGCCGGACGAGGGCAUGUACAAGGGCGGCGUCUUCAAUUUCAACUUCACCGUGAACCAGAACUUCCCCCACGACCCGCCGAAGGUGAAGUGCACGCAGAAGAUCUACCACCCCAACAUCGACCUUGAGGGCAAUGUCUGCCUGAACAUCCUGCGCGAGGACUGGAAGCCCGUGCUGAACCUGAACGCCGUGAUUGUUGGCAUGCAGUUCCUCUUCCUUGAGCCCAACGCCUCGGAUCCCCUGAACAAAGACGCCGCUGAUGACCUCCGCACGAACCGCGACGGCUUCAAACGCAAUGUGCGCUCCUCCAUGGCCGGCGGGUCCGUCCGGGGUGUCACCUUCGAGCGAGUGCUACAAUAG
Messenger RNA from Penicillium macrosclerotiorum, 555 nucleotides. Its product is annotated as NEDD8-conjugating protein UBC12. Lineage: Eukaryota; Fungi; Ascomycota; Eurotiomycetes; Eurotiales; Aspergillaceae. The coding region runs from base 1 to 555 and encodes 184 amino acids. The record is from RefSeq and is a predicted model, not a curated record. The transcript is spliced from 4 exons.